Messenger RNA from Ceratosolen solmsi marchali, 793 nucleotides. RefSeq names its product X-ray repair cross complementing 2 (gene Xrcc2). Gene Ontology annotation, molecular function: four-way junction DNA binding. The annotation marks the transcript as partial. The record is from RefSeq and is a predicted model, not a curated record. Gene Ontology annotation, biological process: DNA strand invasion; double-strand break repair via homologous recombination. The transcript has a single exon. Gene Ontology annotation, cellular component: centrosome; replication fork; Rad51B-Rad51C-Rad51D-XRCC2 complex. NCBI's taxonomy places the organism in Eukaryota, Metazoa, Arthropoda, Insecta, Hymenoptera, Agaonidae.
UAACAUUAUUUAUGUUUUGUAAUUUUUGUUUUUAUAAAAUACAAGAAUUUUAAAUCGAGUAAUGAACACUGAAUUGGUAAUUGAGUCAGGUUUACAAGUUAUUGGACGAUUGAUUGAUCGACCAUCAGUUCAAGAUUUAGACAACGAUCUCUUUUUCAAUAAACUUGAAAAUACUGAUAUUAUUGAAAUUAAAGGUACCAUUUCAAGUGGUGUAUCUAUCUUGUUAAGUAAACUUAUUGCAAAAUGUAUUUUACCAUUGCAGUACAAUGGUCUAGGUGUAGAAGUACUUUUUAUAAAUACUGAAAAUCAGUUUCAAAUGUCUAACCUUUACAAUGUUGUAAGAUCUAAUGUUUGUGAUUUCCACGGACCAAUUAAUGUAGAUAAUCUUGUUAAAGAAAUGUUAAAUAAUUUAAAAAUCAUUAACUGUUAUAAUCAUUCACAAUUUUUAUUAAUACUUAAUUCGUUAGAUAAUAUUUUAUUGAAAUACAAAGGAAUAGGUUUCAUUAUUGUGGACAGUAUAAGUGCUUAUUAUUGGCAACAAAAAGAUUAUUUAUCUUAUGAUUUAUAUUUAAUAAAAAUGCUCAAUAGUAUUAAAAAAAAAACCAUAGAUUUCAAAGUAGUAAUAUUGUAUACAAAACAAUUUAAUUUUGAGUCUAAGAAAAAAACUGUAUAUUGGUAUGAAGAAAGUAAGAUUAUUCGUUAUAAAAUAUGUCUAACUAAAAAUGAAAAUUCUAAUGAAUUAAUAUGUGAUAUUAAAUCAGGAAAUGACAAGAAACAAUUACAUUAUAAAAUU